This is a messenger RNA of Rubroshorea leprosula, 541 nucleotides long. Lineage: Eukaryota; Viridiplantae; Streptophyta; Magnoliopsida; Malvales; Dipterocarpaceae. The record is from the annotation of a GenBank genome assembly.
GGUACUAACCUAGAGCUUUCACUACUCUUUUUUGAGUAUAUAAAAGUAUUAUUGAUUUAAGUAUCAAAGUGUUACUUCAAAGUUCUUCAAAGUUCUUCAAAGUUCAUCUCAAGACUUUACAUGUCAAUUUACUUGGAGGAUUGAGUUCAAGGAAGGUUUGGAGAAUUUUUAAACAAAGAGUUAUGCCCAAAGUAGUCAAUACCGUACCGGCAUGCGUAUCGAUUUUGUUACUGGAACGGGAGAAGGAGGAGGUGCGGCGGUGCGGCUGCCAAACCCAAAAAAAAAAAACUUGAUUUUUCUUCUUUCUGCAAAUCCACCAUCGCCACCAUCACCUCCGUUCUUUCACCUCGGAUCUUCACCAUCCCCUUGCUGAUCUGGCUUUGUUUUUUGUUUUGUGUGGGUUUUUUUGGUUUGUUUGUUUAUAUGUUGGUUUGCUUUGUUUUUUUUUUAACGGUGUUGGUUUACUUUGUUUGUUUGUUGUUUUUUGUUCUGUUCGGUGCAGAUCCGGCAGCCUUCUUUCUCCUCCGGUGGAUUUCUGGUA